Molecule: messenger RNA, 744 nt
Organism: Aureobasidium vineae
Lineage: Eukaryota; Fungi; Ascomycota; Dothideomycetes; Dothideales; Saccotheciaceae
Source: the annotation of a GenBank genome assembly
AUGUUCACUCCGGCAAGGCGGCGCUGUGUCAGCGCGAUAAAGAACUCUCGUUCCGCAGAAACCUCGAUCCCAGCUUUCCAGCAACAAUCGUCGUCCUUUUCCACCUCGUCGCCAUGCCAGUCGAAAAUCGGUAGUGCACCGCUAUCAUUGCCUCCGGAUGUCAACUUCAACAUCGUCGAAGCCCCGGUCCAAAAGAAGGGUGCAAGAGUCAGCCGUACGCAAGAAGGCGCCACAAUUCACAUUGAAGGCCCUCUUGGAAAGCUCUCCAUGCCCAUUCCCGCCUACAUGAACAUUGUCUCGGACGAAGCGAAGCGCACAUACAGCUUGAGCAUUCUGGAUCAGGAGGAGAGAAAGCAAAGGGAGAUGUGGGGAACCUGCCGCGCAUAUCUGCAAAACCACAUUCUUGGUGUCAGUGAAGGUCACUCUGCCAUUCUCCGUCUUGUCGGUGUCGGUUACCGUGCAACCGUCGAGAAAUCGGCCGUCACAAAACAGCCAGAGUACCCUGGCCAGGAGUUCGUGUCCCUCAAAGUCGGCUAUUCACAUCCCAUCGAACUUGGCGUUCCCAAGGGUGUGAAGGCGAGCACGCCCCAGCCUACACGUAUCCUACUCGAAGGUGUCGAGAAGGAGGUCGUGAAGCAAUUCGCUGCCGAGAUCCGUGCAUGGAGAGUGCCUGAGCCCUACAAGGGUAAGGGCAUCUUUGUCAACGACGAAACCAUCAAGUUGAAGGCCAAGAAGAUCAAAUAG